Messenger RNA from Podarcis muralis (Common wall lizard), 1557 nucleotides. Lineage: Eukaryota; Metazoa; Chordata; Lepidosauria; Squamata; Lacertidae. The record is from RefSeq and is a predicted model, not a curated record.
AGAGAGAGAGAGAAAGCGGGUGCCCUUGGUUCGCAAAGAGUUUCUGCUCUGCCAAGGAUGCGCAACUCGGAUUUGUGAGCACCUCUAAAUCAGACAGACAGACAGAACGUGGCAGAAGAUUCCUUCUGAUUCCUUCUGAUCUCUUGGAGGCUUCCUGAGAGCACAGAUGGAUCAGCAAGACUCAACUGGUCCUGAAGCGGGAAGAGACCGUGAUAUGCAAACUGGGAGAAGUGGGGGAUUCUGGGGAAACACCAUGCAAAGGAUCCUGGGUGAGGAGGACACUCUCUGCUCCGAUGUGCAGAGCCAGCCGGUCAGGCAGUUCUGCUACCAGGAGAGCGAAGGACCCCGAGAGGUUUGCAGCCGACUCUACUACCUGGCCCAUCAAUGGCUGAAGCCAGAAAGGCACACGAAAGCUGAGAUGCUGGACCUGGUGAUCUUGGAGCAGUUCCUGGCUGUCCUUCCUCCGGAGAUGGAGAGCUGGGUGAGGGAAUGUGGAGCGGAGACCAGUUCCCAGGCGGUGGCCCUGGCCGAAGGUUUCCUCCUGAGUCAGGCAGAGGAGAGAGAGGAGGCAGAGCAGCAGAUAAAGAAUCUGUUAGCAGAAAUGGACCUGGAUUCCUGUGAGGCAGAGAAGACUCCGAUGGACACCAGAGAGAAGCCACUGGGUGACAGGAUGAUGCCAGCAAGACCUCCUCCUCAUCCGUCUUUUCAUGGUGGAGAAGGGGAAGCAGCGGCUAUGGAAGCAGAUCAGGGUCCGGUGUGCUUUGAUGAUGUCACCGUUCGUUUCACAGACGAGGAAUGGGCGUUGCUGGAUCCUGACCAGAGAGCUCUGCAUAAGGAGGUCAUGGAGGGAAAUUAUGGGAUCCUGGACUCUCUAGGUAAUGAUGAAUUAGAAAUGAAGAACGAAGGAGAAAUCCACACAGAGAAGCCUUAUCGAUAUUUGGAGUGUGAAGAGAGCUCCAGUCAGAGCUCCAAUUUCACUUCUCAUCAAAUAAAUCCCAUUGGGAAGAAACCCUAUCAGUGCUUGGAAUGUGGAACGUGUUUCAGUCAGAGGGCCCAUCUCACUUCCCAUCAUCGAAUUCACACAGGAGAGAAACCGUAUCAGUGCUUAGAAUGUGGAAAGAGCUUCACUCGGAACGAAAGUCUCACUUGCCAUCAGAGAAGUCAUACAGGUGAGAAACCCUUUCAGUGUUUGGAAUGUGGGAAGAGCUUCACUCGGAAGGAAAGUCUCACUUCUCAUAAGAGAAUGCACAGUGGGGAAAAACCUUACCAGUGCUUGGAAUGUGGAAAGAGCUUCCACGCAGGCACAAACUUCCGUCAACAUCAGAGAAUCCACUGUGGGGAGAAACCAUUUCAAUGCCAAGUGUGUGGAAAGAGCUUCAUUAGGAAAAAGAUCUCUCCUCCCAUCAAUAAUUCAUACAGGUGAGAAAUCCUAUCAUUGCUUGGAGUGCGGAAGGAGCUUCACCUGGAAGAAAAGUUUCGUUUCCCAUCAAAGAAUUCAUACUGGGGAGAAACCACACAAGUGCUUUGGAUUGUGGAAAGAGCUACAGUAAGAGGGCU